Molecule: messenger RNA, 2825 nt
Organism: Puntigrus tetrazona (Sumatra barb)
Lineage: Eukaryota; Metazoa; Chordata; Actinopteri; Cypriniformes; Cyprinidae
Gene: zdhhc20a
Product: zinc finger DHHC-type palmitoyltransferase 20a
Exons: 14
Coding region: 29-1147 (372 amino acids)
Biological process (GO): protein targeting to membrane; peptidyl-L-cysteine S-palmitoylation; synaptic vesicle maturation
Cellular component (GO): endoplasmic reticulum; Golgi apparatus
Molecular function (GO): protein-cysteine S-palmitoyltransferase activity
Source: RefSeq, a predicted model, not a curated record
GACACCCUUUCCUAGGGUCGGAUUAAAGAUGGCGCCCUCUCAUGCGGUAAGAUGCUGUCAACGGGGCUUAUCCUGGAUACCUGUGAUUUUUAUCAACCUGGUCGUGUGCUGGUCCUACUACGCUUACGUUGUGGAGCUCUGUAUAUACACAAUCGCCAACACAGAGGAGCAAGUUAUUUAUCUGAUAGUGUUUCACGCUUUUUUCUUCAUGUUCAUAUGGUCUUACUGGAAGACCAUUAUUUCCAAGCCUACAAGCCCCUCUAAAGAGUUUUGCCUCCCUAAAGCAGACAAAGAGCUGUAUGAGAAAGAGGAGAAUCCAGAGGCUCAGCAGGAAAUCCUGAAGAGAGUGGCCAGAAAUUUGCCUGUAUAUACUCGUACAGGAUCUGGGGCUAUCCGGUACUGUGAUCGCUGUCAGUUGAUCAAACCAGACAGAUGCCAUCACUGCUCCACCUGUGACAGAUGCGUCCUGAAAAUGGAUCACCACUGUCCGUGGGUUAAUAACUGUGUUGGAUUCUCCAACUAUAAAUUCUUUGUGCUGUUCCUGGCGUACUCUAUGCUGUACUGUGUCUACAUCGCCGCCACAGUUUUGCAGUACUUUAUCAAGUUCUGGACACUUUGCAGACGGAGGGCUAUAGAGCAUUGCCCAGAGAAUCACCUGCCAGACACUCAUGCUAAGUUCCACGUGUUGUUCCUGUUCUUUGUGGCGGCCAUGUUCUUCAUCAGUAUCCUGUCGCUCUUCAGCUACCACCUGUGGCUCGUGGGAAAAAACAGAACCACUAUAGAGGCGUUCAGGGCACCGGUGUUCAGAAACGGCCCAGAUAAAAAUGGCUUUACUCUGGGCUUCAGAAAGAAUGUCACCCAGGUGUUCGGAGACCAGAAGAAGUGUUGGUGCUUGCCCCUUUACAGCAGUUUGGGCGAUGGCUACACAUUUCCUACCCGCCUAGUCAACGUUGACUCAGAGCAAGGCAACAUUGAACACCAGGCCAUUAAAUGCACUGUUGAUGGACAGACAAACCCCAGACCUCUGAGCGAGUCACAGAAUCAUCUCCUAGGCAACGAUAUGCACUCGGAGGAGCGGAAAGACAGCAGCCCAGCGAACAUCGAGGUAUGUCAGCCGGUUUCAAUUACCAUGGAGAAUGAGUCAUAAUCAGGACUUUGGAGUUAAUGCACCAGGAUGUUUUCCUCUCUGAGUAGAGCACUGUUGUCAUGAGACCUCAUGUGAACGAGAGCACAGUCCUCAGAUAUCAUGCCUUAAGGUUAGCAGCAGCAUUCUCUCAUCUGAAAACGACUGUGGACUCACUGGGUUUUAUGAUGUUGUGACUAACACUUACUCUCCAAACAUGCACAUUUAUUUGACCAAAAUACCCUAAAAUGACCUUCAGGUUGCUCUGUCCAAUGUAUUUAUACCGGUUUCUCUCUGGGACGACUUCAUUUUUGUAGACCAAAAAAGUCAGACAGGGGUUGCUACCCAAGAAGCACUUUUUCACUGAGGUUUUGAGUGGAACGCUGAUGUUUACGGAUCUGAAUUAACGCAGUAUUUGAUUAGAAUGUGAUGUUAAGUUACAUUUCACUACACAGCAGCUUCAACCUCAGCCAUUAGGAGUUUCUCAAGUAUUUUGUUCAGAAGAAAGUGCAAUGAAAUAUUUAAUACUUUCCUUCUAGAUCUUUACAUUUAAUGCGUUCUAUUUGUGGAAAUCUCUAUUUAGCAUUCAGUGGUGUCCAGCAACUCUACCCAUUCGUUAACACUAUUUUUUUUUUUUUUUUUGCUGCAUUUAAAGGUUUUCACUUUUUUCAAACCUCAUGCCCCUUAGCAUUAUACUAUCAGCUUUGUGCCUUCAAAUGAGGGUUAAAUUUUGCAGCAGAUGGUGAAUCGUGACAGUAAAGCACACUUAAGAUUUCCAGGUUGUGUAGCACAUGCAGCUCGGUUUUUUUUUUGUUGUUGUUGUUUUUUUUACAGAAGGAACUCAGGCCAAGAUGUUAGACUUUGCCAGCUUCGGUUUAAGUUCGAAGACCGUUGAAGUUUUAUUCCGCGUGUUGAUGUAUAGUUUCGUUCGAUAUUCAGUGAGGUCUGUUUACAGCUGCACUGGAGGACUCUGACCUCAUAAGGAAGCUCUUGUGUGACUGAAAUACGUGUAUUUCUCUGCGUGAGCGAGAUAUGAGUGUUAAUGUUUAAGACCGUCUCUAAAAUUCAUCAUUUCAGAGUCGAUGCUCAUGGAAGUAAUUGAAUCAUGUUUUUGUUUUAUUAUGUUUUAUGUCAUUUUUCUAUUUGUUAUUGCAUGUUAAUGUGAAAAGCAAUGAAGGCGUGAUGAUUUACUGCUUUAAUCGUGACCUCUCCGUAGCAGAACUUGAGCUGACCUAAACCACAGCAACAUCACGCUUGUAAUAAUUCCUGAUAGGCUGCUGCAUCUGCUGGAAGUCACGUGCUUGGACAUGAUUCUCUUUAUGAACAUUGCUACAGGCGAGGACGGUGAUUAUGCCAAAUAUAGUCAUUUUAAUAUCAAGGAACUCACUAAUCAUUCACUUACACCCUCAUGCAUAUGUAAUAUUACUGGAAUUUGAAUACCAAACAUCUAUAGGACCUUUUUUCUUUCAUAUAUAUUUUUUUUUCCUUUAAAAUUGUACAGAAUUUUCAGCUUUUUUUUGUACUUACCCUGCAGGCCAGUUUGGUUCAUGAUGUUAUAUUUGAAGAUGUUUCUGAAGUCUGAACAGUUUGCACAGAUUUUCCAUUUGUCUAAUUCAAUUUAAUGUUUGUACUUUGCAGAUUUAACAAGUAAUCGAUGUAUGCAUUAUAGAAUUAAGACUUAAUAAAAAUCUCAGCACACUGA